AUGUUCAUUCUCACGACUUUCACCGACUUGGUACAAAUCCUGCCCAGUCAAUUUCAUAUGAAGAACCGCGAUGUCAUCGAGGACAAGCUCAAUGAGAAAUACGCCAACAAGGUCUUCCAGAAGGUCGGACUCUGUAUCUGUCUCUACGACAUCCUGAAGGCAUCCGACGGUGUGACGGGCUAUGGCACGGGCAAUGCAAACGUCAAUGUUGAGUUCAGAAUGAUCGUGUUUCGCCCGUUCAAAGGCGAGAUCAUUCACGGCAUCAUCAGAACAUGCACUCCAAAUGGCAUUCAGAUAACGACCGACUUCUUUCAAGACAUCUAUGUCCCCAGAACAAUGCUGUUCGACGAGUGCGUCUACGAUGACACAGAGCAGGUAUGGAUCUGGCGGCUCGAAGGCAGCGACAUCUACUUUGAUCAAGGCACGGUAGUGAAGUUGAGAGUGGAGAAGGAGAACUGGAACAGUCUAACAGGUGUUGUUACGGCAGUUGCUACAGACAACGCCGAUAUUCGGGCGAUGGCAACGGCGCCGUACAGUAUCGAGGGCAGCAUGGCUGAGCCGGGACUGGGAGGCGUCGAUUGGUGUGCAAUGACACUCUCACCGCGACCUCUCAAGCCGCAUGAGCGCAUCCUCACAAACGAAGACGGCUGCAUAGACACCCCCGUACGGCCAGCUUCACCAGUCCACAACUUCGGUACGCUUGCCGUACAUGCUGGUUCACAUCACGACCCCGCUACUGGCGCAGUUAUAGAAGCUAUCAGCUUGUCAACUACCUUCGCUCAGACGGCAGUGGGAAAGCCAGUCGGCGCAUAUGAAUACUCAAGAUCUUCAAACCCGAAUCGAGACAACUUCGAAGAAGCCAUAGCGGCAUUAGAGCAUGCAAGAUAUGCGCUGGCGUUUUCGUCUGGCAGUGCUACCACAGCCAAUAUCCUUCAGUCUCUGGCUUCGGGCUCACAUGUGAUUUCUGUUAGCGAUGUCUAUGGUGGAACCCAUCGAUAUUUCACACAGGUCGCGUUGGCACAUGGUGUCGAGGUCACAUUCUCUCCUAGUAUCGAGCUGGACGUGAGCGAGCUGAUCAGACCGACCACGAAGCUGAUCUGGAUCGAAUCACCAUCAAACCCAACGCUAUCACUUGUUGACAUCCGCGCCAUCGCCACUAUCGCCCACCAGCACGGCAUUCUGGUCGUAGUCGACAACACCUUCCUCAGCAGCUACGUCCAAACACCACUUGACCACGGCGCCGAUAUCGUAGUCCACAGCGUCACGAAAUCGCUCGCCGGCCACUCCGAUGUAGUCAUGGGCGUCGCAGCCUUUAACUCCGACGAGCUCAAACAACGCCUCACCUUUCUGCAGAACGCCAUCGGCGCCGUCCCCUCUCCAUUCGACUGCUGGCUCGCCCACCGCGGCCUCAAGACUCUGCACCUCCGUGCCCGCCAACAGUCUCUAAACGCCCUGUCCGUAGCCCGAGCCCUCGAAGCAUCCCCACACGUCAUCGCAGUCAACUAUCCCGGUCUCGACUCACACAAGCAGCGUAAGAUCGCCCUGAAGCAGCACCGCGACGGCCUCGGCGGCGGUGUAUUGAGCUUCAGGGUCAAAGGCGGCCAUCAAGCCGCGGAACUGUUCUGCCAGAGCACGAAACUCUUCGUGCUGGCGGAGAGUCUGGGUGGCGUGGAGUCGCUAUGUGAGAUUCCUUCCGCGAUGACGCAUGCUGGUAUUCCGAAGGAGAGUCGCGAAGCGAUUGGCAUCUUCGAUGAUCUGGUGAGGUUGUCGUGUGGCGUCGAAGACGCGGAGGAUCUGGUGAGAGAUGUGAAGGAUGCGCUGGCGGCGGCGGUUGUGGGCCCGAAAAUCACGAACGGAUUGAAGACCAAUGGGGCCAAGAAUGGGGAUGCCGGCGGGGAUUCGACACCGAGAUAG
Cyphellophora attinorum is the source of this 1914-nucleotide messenger RNA. RefSeq names its product Cystathionine gamma-lyase. The record is from RefSeq and is a predicted model, not a curated record. The transcript is spliced from 6 exons. Gene Ontology annotation, cellular component: cytoplasm. Gene Ontology annotation, biological process: DNA-templated transcription; transsulfuration. Gene Ontology annotation, molecular function: cystathionine gamma-lyase activity; pyridoxal phosphate binding. The coding region runs from base 1 to 1914 and encodes 637 amino acids. Lineage: Eukaryota; Fungi; Ascomycota; Eurotiomycetes; Chaetothyriales; Cyphellophoraceae.